AGAGGUUAUCCGCAGAUGACUUGUAAGAAAAAUAAAAUUGUUUGAUUUGCUAGUGAUGAGUGUCUUAUUGUACGGAGUGGAGGUCUUGGGAUGAAAGAAUUAAGUUCACAGGCGCUCCUACCAAAAAAGGAGUGGGAGAACGGUGUGCAUGGACCUGGGCCAAAUCCCCCUGCAAUUAAAAGGAGCAAGAGUAGUCUUGAGAUAAAUGAAAAUUACAUUGACGGCCAUGUUGAAAAAUUACAAAAAAUCAAAAUUCCAUUCCCAAUUUGUACCAAUUACUAUUCACACACACCUUUUAUUGAAAAUUAUUCAACCAUUAAAUAUCAACAAGGAAAGAAUCGUCAGGCUCAACUAGAGGCUCAACCUGCAUCUGCAUCUGGAUCUCAAGAUGUGAAAGGAAAAGCGCCCAUGACAAAAUAA
Molecule: messenger RNA, 420 nt
Organism: Belonocnema kinseyi
Lineage: Eukaryota; Metazoa; Arthropoda; Insecta; Hymenoptera; Cynipidae
Exons: 2
Coding region: 91-420 (109 amino acids)
Source: RefSeq, a predicted model, not a curated record